AUGGGGGGUAGCAGCCUCAACAUCAUGUAUGCGGAGAAUCUGCAUGCCAUGGGCAUCGAUCGGUCGCGCAUUCCGCCGUCGGGGGCGCCUUUCCACGGCAUCGUGCUGGGAAAGCAAGCGAUCCCGCUCGGGAAGAUCGACCUGCCCAUAACGUUUGGUGAUCCGACCAACUAUAGGACGGAGACCCUCACCUUUGAAGUGGUUGGGUUUCACAGAUCCUACCAUGCCAUAUUGGGGCAACCAAGCUACAUGAAGUUCAUGGCCAUCCACAAUUAUACUUAUCUGAAGCUCAAGAUGCCGGGCCCGCAUGGGGUCAUCACCGCCGGCUCCUCCUUCCAACACGUCUAUCAGUGUGAGGUGGAGAGCUGUGAGCUUGCCUCGACGGUCAUCGCCUCCGAGGAACAUGCGGCCAUCAAGGAUGAAACCACGGAGGAAGUGCCUAACUCCAAUUGGGCUUCAGGAUCCUUCGAGCCCGCGGAGGGUGUGAAGGAGGUCCUUGUUGACCCUGAGAACUCCGCAGACAAGAAGGUGCAGGUUGACAUUGUGCUCUCCUCCAAAUAG
Messenger RNA from Panicum hallii, 561 nucleotides. RefSeq lists its product as uncharacterized. The record is from RefSeq and is a predicted model, not a curated record. The transcript has a single exon. The coding region runs from base 1 to 561 and encodes 186 amino acids. NCBI's taxonomy places the organism in Eukaryota, Viridiplantae, Streptophyta, Magnoliopsida, Poales, Poaceae.